AUGAUCCGCCAGGAGCUCUCCACAUCCUACCAGGAGCUGAGUGAGGAGCUGGAUCAGGUGGUUGAGAACUCGGAGCAGGCGGACGAGCGGGACAAGGAGACGGUCAAAGUCCAGGGUCCAGGGAUCUUGCCAGCCUUGGACAGCGAGUCGGCCUCCAGCAGCAUCCGUUUCAGCAAGGCCUGCCUGAAGAACGUCUUCUCAGUCCUGCUCAUCUUCAUCUACCUGCUGCUCAUGGCCGUGGCCGUCUUCCUGGUCUACCAGACCAUCAUGGACUUCCGCGAGAAGCUCAAGCACCCUGUCAUGUCGGUGUCUUACAAGGAGGUGGAUCGCUACGACGCCCCAGGCAUCGCCCUGUAUCCCGGUCAGGCCCAGCUGCUCAGCUGUAAGCACUAUUACGAGGUCAUCCCGCCUCUGAGGAGCCCCGGGCAGCCUGGAGAUGUGAACUGCACCACUCAGAGGAUCAACUACACGGACCCCUUCUCCAAUCAGACCCUGAAAUCCGCCCUGAUUGUGCAGGGGCCGCGGGAGGUGCAGAAGCGGGAGCUGGUCUUCCUCCAGUUCCGCCUGAACCAGAGCAGUGAGGACUUCAGCGCCAUCGAUUACCUGCUCUUCUCGUCCUUCCAGGAGUUCCUGCAGAGCCCAGACAGGGCCGGCUUCAUGCAGGCCUGCGAGAGCGCCUAUUCCAGCUGGAAGUUCUCGGGGGGCUUCCGGACCUGGGUCAAGAUGUCCCUGGUGGAGACCAAGGAGGAUGGGCGGGAGGCGGUAGAGUUCCGGCAGGAGACCAGUGUGGUUAACUACAUUGACCAGAGACCUGCAGCCGAGAAGAGCGCUCAGUUGUUCUUCGUGGUCUUUGAAUGGAAAGAUCCUUUCAUCCAGAAAGUCCAGGACAUAAUCACCGCCAAUCCUUGGAACACAAUUGCUCUUCUCUGUGGAGCUUUCUUGGCAUUAUUUAAAGCUGCAGAAUUUGCCAAACUGAGUGUGAAAUGGAUGAUCAAAAUUCGGAGACGAUACCUUAAGAGAAGAGGUCAGGCAACAAACCACAUUAGCUGA
This is a messenger RNA of Rangifer tarandus platyrhynchus (Svalbard reindeer), 1050 nucleotides long. The record is from the annotation of a GenBank genome assembly. Lineage: Eukaryota; Metazoa; Chordata; Mammalia; Artiodactyla; Cervidae.